AAUGCAGCAUCCACCCAUCUGACGCUCUGGGCAGCGUUGUUCGGUGGCCACCUGUGGCACGGCUUCAUUGGUGGGCCAGUCACAUUCAAGGCGCUCCCUCGCCAGACUUUCGGCCUCAUCCAGUCAAAGAUUUUCCCUAUCUACUUCGCAGCCGGCACAAUCAUCCCUGCAGCCCUCGCUGGCAACAUCGCAUAUGCUAAUGGCGGCUUCAAUGAUCUUCCCACUCUCCCCCUCUCCAUCCUCGCCGUCCCAUUCGUCGCCAACCUCAUCAAUUGGGUCUACCUCGGGCCCAAGGCGACAAAGCUCAUGUUUGAGAGGCAUGCGCAAGAGAAGAAGGAGGGAGUGGAUGCUCACAAGGACAAGGAUCGCAUCUCGCCCAAGAUCAAGGCCAUGAACAAGCAGUUCGCCAAGCUCCACGGCUUUUCCAGUCUACUCAACCUGGCCUCCUUUGGUGCUCUGCUUAUCCACGGUUCGGUGAGUGGCAGU
Jaminaea rosea is the source of this 486-nucleotide messenger RNA. RefSeq lists its product as hypothetical. The annotation marks the transcript as partial. The record is from RefSeq and is a predicted model, not a curated record. The transcript has a single exon. NCBI's taxonomy places the organism in Eukaryota, Fungi, Basidiomycota, Exobasidiomycetes, Microstromatales.